UAAUGUUUACUUAUUUUUCAAAAAGAUUCUUGUGAUGCCAUCAGAUCUUCACAAUAUGGGAGUUGACAUAUGUACCAAUUCUUGUCACUGGUUGGAAAUCUGUAGAGUUCAGACUUCUUUUUACAAAGUGGCACAUGCCUGGAAUAUGCAGCAUUCUCAGGAAUUCAUAUUGGUUGGAAACAAUGACGACUUUCUACAUUUACCCAGGAUCAUACUCAACAUUCUUGACUGAGGAAGCCAAGUGGAUGGAGGCUUAUGAUUUUGAUGGUAAGGAUUACUGGAAGUCAAAAAAUGGCGAUUUCCGUGGCCUUAGGAAGUACCUCAAGACCGUUAUGAUAUAUGGAUAUGUAACUGAGCCAUAUGUAUUGGAGCUUAUUGAAUUUCUAUUGAAGAAUGCCUUGGUCCUGGAAAAGAUGGUCAUUUCCACCAAGAGGACUCUCCAGCCCAUUCACCAAUAUGAAUUAUUCAAAGACGCUGUUUCCGAUCAGGAGGAUCGAUUCACUCCUGAGGAACUACUUCAGUUUUCUCAGAAACUGUUAACUCUUCCAAGGGCCUCCAAGUCUGCUGUAAUUCAGUUCUGCUAAUGAUUAUAUUGUACCGUUAAUCCCGAGAUCAAUU
Molecule: messenger RNA, 618 nt
Organism: Cucumis melo (muskmelon)
Lineage: Eukaryota; Viridiplantae; Streptophyta; Magnoliopsida; Cucurbitales; Cucurbitaceae
Exons: 2
Coding region: 135-584 (149 amino acids)
Source: RefSeq, a predicted model, not a curated record